GAGCAUCUAUUCUUGCAGAUCAUCUUCUUUUCUUCCUUUGGAUACUCCAUCAAACGCGGCUACGUUUUGUGGUUUUACCCAUAUUCGCCCUAGUCUUUCUUUGCACCCUUUUCCUCCGUGGUCACACGGAAAAGACACUUCUUUUCCCACUCUGACCAGAUCGUACGGCGCAGCUGCCUGGCAUUUCCACGGUUGUUGAAGUACGACACCGAUACACCUUUUGGAAAGCCGUAUUGAAUAUCUGUUCCACUGCGUUCUGGAUCCGCGUCUCCGCUGCCUUUUUUUUUCCUUUUGCUGUUCCGCACGUGAGCAACAGCAGCAAAACCCAGAAGUAAACACAAAAAAGAACAGGAAAAAGAUGGCCGACACAAACAGCUCUGCCAACACGAAGGCGAAGCUGAACAAGCUCAUCGUGGAGGAGCCCUACAACGACGACAACAGCGUCGUCUCGAUGAAUCCGAAACGGAUGGAGGAGCUCAACAUCUUCCGCGGCGACACCGUCAUGGUUAAAGGCAAGAAGCACCGCAGCACCGUGUGCAUCGCCAUGGAGGACGAGGAGUGCCCGCCGGAAAAGAUCAAGAUCAACAAGGUGGCCCGCCGCAACAUCCGCAUCCACCUCGGCGAUACGAUUCGCGUGGCGCCGUGCAAGGAUGUUCCGUACGGCAAUCGCAUUCACGUGCUGCCCAUCGACGACACCGUGGAGAACCUCUCCGGCGACCUCUUUGAGAACUUCCUCAAGCCGUACUUCCUGGAGUCCUACCGCCCCGUGAAGAAGGGCGACUGCUUCAUUUGUCGCGGUGCAAUGCGAUCGGUCGAGUUUAAGAUAGUGGAAGUGGACCCGGGCGACUACUGCAUCGUGUCUCCGGACACGAUUAUCCACUCCGAGGGCGACCCCAUCGUCCGCGAAGACGAGGAGGCCCUCGACGGCGUGGGCUACGACGACAUCGGCGGCUGCCGCAAGCAGCUGAACCAGAUUCGCGAGAUGGUGGAGCUCCCGAUCCGCCACCCGGAGCUCUUCAAGAACAUCGGCAUCAAACCCCCACGCGGUAUUCUGCUCUACGGCCCACCGGGCAGCGGUAAGACCCUCAUCGCGCGCGCCGUUGCGAACGAGACCGGUGCCUUCUUCUUCCUGAUCAACGGACCGGAGAUUAUGAGUAAGAUGGCGGGUGAGUCGGAGAGCAACCUGCGCAAGGCCUUCGAGGAGGCGGAAAAGAACGCGCCGGCGAUCAUCUUUAUUGACGAGAUCGACUCCAUCGCCCCGAAGCGCGAGAAGGCGCAGGGCGAGGUGGAGAAGCGUAUUGUGUCGCAGCUUUUGACGCUCAUGGACGGCAUGAAGACCCGCUCGCAAGUGAUCGUGAUGGCUGCGACGAACCGGCCAAACACGAUUGACUCUGCGCUGCGCCGCUUUGGCCGCUUUGACCGCGAGCUGGACAUUGGGGUACCGGACGACAUUGGCCGUCUGGAGAUCAUUCGCAUCCACACCAAGAACAUGAAGCUCUCCGAGGACAUCGACCUCGAAAAGAUCGCGAAGGACUCGCACGGCUUCGUCGGUGCGGAUCUUGCCCAGCUAUGCACCGAGGCGGCCAUGCAGUGCAUCCGUGAGAAACUCUCCGUCAUUGACUGGGAGGACGACACCAUCGACGCGGAGGUGAUGAAUGCGAUGUGUGUGACGCAGGAACACUUCCGCGAGGCGAUGACCAAGACGAACCCCUCUGCGCUGCGCGAGACGCACGUGGAGACGCCGAACGUGACCUGGGAGGACGUCGGCGGCCUGCUGGACGUCAAGCGCGAGUUGCAGGAGCUGGUGCAGUACCCAGUGGAGUACCCCUGGAAGUUCGAGAAGUACGGCAUGUCUCCGCCGAAGGGUGUCCUCUUUUACGGCCCCCCUGGCUGCGGUAAGACGCUGCUCGCCAAGGCGAUUGCGACGGAGUGCCAGGCCAACUUCAUCUCCAUUAAGGGCCCGGAGUUGCUGACGAUGUGGUUUGGCGAGUCGGAGGCGAACGUCCGCGACGUCUUCGACAAGGCGCGCACCGCCGCCCCUUGCGUGCUCUUCUUCGACGAGCUCGACUCCGUAGCCAAGUCCCGCGGCGGCCACGGCGACGGUGGCGCCAGCGACCGUGUUAUCAACCAGAUUUUGACGGAGAUGGACGGCAUGAACGUGAAGAAGAACGUCUUCAUCAUCGGCGCCACCAACCGACCGGACGUGCUCGACCCCGCUAUUAUGCGUCCUGGCCGUCUGGACCAGCUCAUCUACAUCCCACUGCCCGACAAGGCGUCUCGCGUGGCCAUCAUCAAGGCAAGCUUCCGCAAGUCGCCGCUCGCGUCGGACGUGGAUGUGGACCAGAUCGCCGCCGCGACCCACGGCUUCUCCGGCGCUGACCUGGCUGGUGUGUGUCAGCGGGCGUGCAAGAUGGCCAUUCGCGAGUCCAUCAACAAGGAGAUUCAGCUCGAGGAGCUCAAGAAAGCGGGCCAGUUAGACGAGAACGCUGACAUCGACCCCGUGCCGGAGAUCACGCGUGCGCACGUGGAGGAGGCGAUGCGUGGCGCGCGCCGCUCCGUGUCGGACGCGGACAUUCGGCGCUACGACAUGUUCCGGACGUCGAUGCAGCAGAGCCGCGCGUUUGGCAACACCGCCGCCCCCGCCCCGGAUGCCGGGGCUGGCUCGUCCACCGGCGCUGGCGCCGAUGCUGGCAACAGCGGCGCUGCCCCUGAAGACGACGACGACCUUUACAGCUAA
Molecule: messenger RNA, 2737 nt
Organism: Leptomonas pyrrhocoris
Lineage: Eukaryota; Euglenozoa; Kinetoplastea; Trypanosomatida; Trypanosomatidae
Product: putative Transitional endoplasmic reticulum ATPase
Exons: 1
Coding region: 359-2737 (792 amino acids)
Biological process (GO): autophagosome maturation; mitotic spindle disassembly; retrograde protein transport, ER to cytosol
Cellular component (GO): cytosol; VCP-NPL4-UFD1 AAA ATPase complex; nucleus
Molecular function (GO): ATP binding; polyubiquitin modification-dependent protein binding; ATP hydrolysis activity
Source: RefSeq, a predicted model, not a curated record